CACCAUUCCGCGCGCUACGUCAGUAUAAACCGUUGACAAUUCCCCCCAAAUUCGCCCCGCCAAAUCAUUGAUGAAUGAUGCCGAGUGACAGUGCAUACAAUUGAUACUUCACGCCGGCGAACAACUUUGGUGAUAUUGACCUGCAUACCUCUACACCAACAUAUCCUCGUCAAUUUGUCUUAGGCACCCAAACUUGCCCCUCUUCGUCUCUCAUAACACCAUCAUAGCAGUCCUCUUGCAACAACCAUCACCUCCAGCAGCGUGAUCGACUCUCGCACAACCUCACGCGUCAAUCAUGGACGAACAGGUCUCGACGUUUUGCGCCUUCACGAGCGGCACGCCUGAGCAAGCUCAACGAUAUCUACAGCUCACCGACGGCAAUGUCGAACAAGCCGUCGAACUCUUCUUCUCCAGUCCCGAUCUCGGCAACACAACAGCGCCCACGACGACGACCACAACAAACACUCAGGCUGCCCAAAGGGAACCGACACAGUCAUCACGACCAGUACGAGGUGGUAGAGACGCCCCGAUCAACAUCGACGACGAGGACGAGGACAUGGACGAUUUCAAUGAGGACGGCGGUGACGACGAUUUAGAAGAGCUGGGAAGUCGGCCGAUCCCGACCCGAUCGGGUCCUUCUGUCGAAGAUGACGAAGCCAUGGCGAGGAGGCUGCAAGAGGAGAUGUACGGUGGCGGAGGAGGUGGAGCACAUGGAGGCGACGACGUGCGCGCGCCUAUGGCUCGUACAACAGAGACACUCAUCGGACCUGGCAGUGGGGACUGGCGAGACGACCCUGACCAGAUGAACGCCGCAAUUGCUCAACAGCUUAUGGCACGGAAUCGCCCACGGAACCAGGCGCCUGGAAUUUUCAACCAGCAGCAGACAUCGUCGAUCUGGAACACCCCUGAUGACGCGAACACAUCGGAAGCUCGUCGUCAGGCCUUGUCGAGCGCCACGGGAGGUGCAUCCGAUGCCACGCCCAAAGCAAAUCACUUGGCCGAGCUUUUCCGACCUCCAUUCGACUUGAUCUCACCACUCUCGCUGUCAGACGCUCGGGAUGAAGGAAAGGAAACCGAAAAGUGGAUCCUGGUUAACGUUCAGGACCCUUCAAUCUUCGAUUGCCAGGUACUGAAUCGUGAUAUCUGGAAGAAGCCCGAAAUCCGCGAUACAGUCAAAGAGCACUUCAUAUUCCUACAAUUCGCAAAGACAGAUCCCCGCGGUCAAGAGUACAUCAACUACUACUUCUCGAACAUGCGGGACUCCGACGAUGCCUACCCACAUAUCGGCAUCGUCGAUCCGCGCACCGGCGAGCAAGUCAAAACCUGGUCUGGCUCACCGAGUCCAAAGCCCGCCGAUUUCCUGAUGGAGAUUUUGGAGUUUCUAGAUCGCUACUCGCUCAAGAUGGAGAAGAAGAACCCGGUGCAGGCCAAGCGGAAGCAGGCGAGGAAAGACGUCGCGGCGAUGAGCGAGGAAGAGAUGUUGGAGAUGGCCUUGCAGAACAGCCUGACCAAGGGCGCGACAAACAGCACUUUUAAGGAAGAUGAUCCCGAUGCCCUCACCAAAGCGGACCAGGAAGACGGCAAGAGCACAAGCCAGGCGGGACCAAGCACAGAUACAGCAGCCACAAAAGAAACAAGCAGCAGCGCCACGGAACCUGUAGACACCCCAUUCUCCCGGAUAUCGGCUUCAAAUCCCCACACCGAGCCGACAUCAACCAACCCCCAAGAGACAACACGCAUCCAAUUCCGCCACUCCGGCGGCCGCGUGGUCCGCAGAUUCUCCCUGACAGAUCCCGUGCGGAGGAUCUACGAAUGGUUGAAAGCCGAACCGCUGGACGACUCGGCCGGGAAAGACUUCGAACUGAUCAGCAUGGGCAAGAAUCUGAUCGAGUCGCUGGACACGACGAUCGCGGACGCACAGCUCAAGAACGGGACGGUCAUGGUGGAAUUCGUGGAUGCGGAUUGAAGGAUAGCUGGUUCGGUGCCUAUAAACAUUGGGGUGAUUUAGGACACAGAGCGUGCGCGUGCAUCAUGGGAACUUGUUUUUGUUUUAGACCAUAGGCCAAGUCCGGCCUUUUUUUCCCCUCGAGAAAUUUGCUCUUCGGCUGCGACAGAGGUAAUGAUGCCAGAUAGGCCUAGCUUCAGACGAGAGAGAUGUGAAUGAACGAAUGAAUGGAUGAAUGAAUGAAUGAACGAGAAGGCUCGUGCCACCGGGCAUUUCUCAAUCGGCAGACAUGCUCUAAGCUUUUUUUUUCUUUCUGUGUCGAGCCAGACCACAUGGUCUUCUUCUGUCCCACGUUGAUCGCAAAG
Molecule: messenger RNA, 2310 nt
Organism: Dissoconium aciculare CBS 342.82
Lineage: Eukaryota; Fungi; Ascomycota; Dothideomycetes; Mycosphaerellales; Dissoconiaceae
Exons: 1
Coding region: 296-1966 (556 amino acids)
Biological process (GO): proteasome-mediated ubiquitin-dependent protein catabolic process
Cellular component (GO): nucleus
Molecular function (GO): ubiquitin binding
Source: RefSeq, a predicted model, not a curated record